UCAAAUAAAGUCAUAGGUUUCAAGAAUCUAUUGAUGACGUUAAUUGAGGACUUACUGUACCCAAGGGGAUUUUCUAGAGAAAAUCAUUCCCUGUGUUUCAUCCUCUUGGAAGGAAGUACUAGUGAUAAUUGCCAACCUCCACUAAGCUCUCCUGACAUCCUGGCAGUGCUGGGAAUUUCAUUUGACCCUUGUGACUGCUCUGUGAGGGACGCACUAUCAUCAUGUCCAUUUCACUGGUAGGGAAACAGGCCCAGAAAAGGUAAGUAACUUGUCGAAAGUUACCCAAGAUUGGAACUAAGGAAUCCAAUCUAAACAUCCUGGUGCAUCCAAAGAUAGCACCCAUUGAGGGCAUGGUAGGAAGUGGGGGCAGGUACAAUGUGAUUUGGGUGGAUUCUAAGGCAGGAAGCUGUUAAGCAACUCUCACUACUAGACAGUUUUUACACCUUGCAGAAUGCCACAGGAAGUAGGCUCAGAGAGGAUGGGACAUGAAGACCACACACCUGACACAUGGCAAGGCUGGGACACUGACAUUCCUGGUCCAUUUGAAGGAAAGUUCAAAAUAAGUGUAUAUUUACUCUUUCACCAGUAUUAAAGGUCAUGUCCUCAGGUAGAACAACCUCCUUUCUUUGAGAUAAAGCUCAGCCCUAUCCUGUCCCAAACCAUUCAUCUUUCUACCUGUCCUCUGCAUGGAAACCACUAAACUGGCCAUCAGUCAUUCAAUCAUGUGCCCUGCUCUGUGAAACUCUUCUCUCCCAGGCUUUCAUCUCACUGGCCUGUGCACCUAGGUCCUGCAAAUAGAAUUGGGAUCACAUUUUAUACACACCCUCCCCGACACAUGCAAUGUGCUGAAACCCAACAAUGAAGAUUUAUUGUUUUUUCUUGCUUUGGAUGAGAUUUCUAACCAGCAUAAUGCUGGAGCCGGGGGCCACCCACCUGCAGUUUUCAGAAUGGCUGAGCUGGACACUGACUUGGAUCACAUCCUUCCGUCUUCUGUUCUCCCUCCUUUCUGGGCCAAGUUAGUCGUGGGAUUUGUUUCCCUCAUGUGUUUUGCACGGAGCUACGAUGGAGAUUUUGUCUUUGAUGACUCUGAAGCUAUUGUUAACAAUAAGGACCUCCAAGCAGAAACGCCCCUUGGCGACCUGUGGCACCAUGACUUCUGGGGCAGCAGACUGAGCAGCAACACCAGCCACAAGUCCUACCGGCCUCUCACCGUCCUGACUUUCAGGGUUAACUACUAUCUGUCGGGCGGCUUCCACCCCAUGGGUUUCCACGUGGUCAACAUCCUCCUGCACGGUGGCAUCUCCGUCCUCAUGGUGGACGUCUUCUCGGUACUGCUCGGCGGCCUGCAGUACACCAGCAGAGGCCGGAGGGUGCACCUGGCGCCCAGGGCAUCCCUGCUGGCCGCGCUGCUGUUCGCUGUCCAUCCUGUGCACACCGAGUGCGUUGCUGGUGUUGUUGGCCGCGCAGACCUCCUGUGUGCUCUGUUCUUCCUGCUCUCUUUCCUUGGCUACUGUAAAGCGUUCAGAGAAAGUAACAAGGAGGGAACACAUACUUCUACCUUCUGGGUGCUGCUGAGUAUCCUUCUGGGAGCAGUUGCCAUGCUGUGCAAAGAGCAGGGGAUCACCGUGCUGGGUGUGAACGCAGUAUUUGACAUCUUGGUGAUAGGCAAAUUCAACGUUCUAGAAAUUGCCCAGAAGAUGCUACAUAAGGACAAGUCAUUAGAGAAUGCUGGCAUGCUCAGGAAUGGGGGCCUGCUCUUCAGAAUGGCCCUCCUCACCUCCGGAGGGGCUGGGAUGCUCUACAUGCGCUGGAAAAUCAUGGGCACGGGCCCACCAGCCUUCACCGAGGUGGACAACCCGGCCUCCUUUGCCGACAGCGUGUGGGUGAGGGCCAUAAACUAUAAUUACUACUAUUCACUGAAUGCCUGGCUGCUGCUGUGUCCCUGGUGGCUGUGUUUUGAUUGGUCAAUGGGCUGCAUCCCCCUCAUUAAGUCCGUCAGCGACUGCAGGGUAAUUGCACCCGCAGCACUCUGGCUCUGCCUAAUUGGCCUAAUAUGCCAGGCUCUGUGCUCUGAGGACGGCCACAAGAGAAGGAUCCUUACACUGGGCCUGGGAUUUCUCGUGAUCCCGUUUCUCCCUGCAAGCAACCUCUUCUUCCGAGUGGGCUUCGUGGUGGCAGAGCGAGUCCUGUACCUCCCCAGCGCCGGGUACUGCAUGCUGCUGACCUUUGGGCUUGGAGCCCUAAGCAAACACAGUAAGAAAAAGAAACUAAUUGCUGCCCUCGUACUGGGGACUUUAUUCAUCAACAUGCUGAGAUGUGUGAUUCGCAGUGGCGAGUGGCGGAGUGAAGAACAGCUCUUCAGAAGCGCCCUGUCUGUGUGUCCCCUCAAUGCUAAGGUUCAUUACAACGUCGGCAAAAACCUGGCUGAUAAAGGCAACCAAAUGGCAGCCAUCAGAUACUACCGGGAAGCUGUGAGAUUAAAUCCCAAGUAUGUUCAUGCCAUGAAUAAUCUUGGAAAUAUCUUAAAAGAAAGAAAUGAGUUACAGGAAGCAGAGGAGCUGCUGUCUAUGGCUGUACAAAUACAGCCAGAUUUUGCUGCUGCAUGGAUGAAUUUGGGCAUCGUGCAAAACAGCCUGAAACGGUUCGAAGCAGCAGAGCAAAGUUACCGGACAGCAAUUAAACACAGAAGGAAAUACCCAGAUUGUUACUACAACCUCGGCCGUCUGUAUGCAGAUCUGAAUCGUCAUGUUGACGCGUUGAAUGCGUGGAGGAAUGCCACCAUGCUGAAACCAGAGCACAGUCUGGCAUGGAACAACAUGAUCAUACUCCUUGAUAAUACAGGUAAUUUAGCCCAAGCGGAGGCAGUUGGAAGAGAGGCACUGGAAUUAAUACCUAAUGAUCACUCUCUUAUGUUCUCGUUGGCAAACGUGCUGGGGAAAUCCCAGAAAUACAAGCCACAGGGUCUUACUAUGUUGCCCGGGCUGACUCAAACUCCUGAGCUUAAGAGAUCCUCCUGGGGCAGCACCUAUGGCUCAGAAUCUGAAGCUUUAUUCCUCAAGGCAAUUAGAGCGAAUCCAAAUGCUGCAAGUUACCAUGGUAAUUUGGCUGUGCUGUAUCAUCGCUGGGGACAUCUAGACUUGGCCAAGAAACACUAUGAAAUCUCCUUGCAGCUUGACCCUGUGGCAUCAGGAACGAAGGAGAAUUAUGGCCUUCUAAGAAGAAAGCUAGAACAAAUGCAAAAAAGAGACGUUUGAUCCUUUUUCCUGCAUUUUUUUGAGUUUGCGUAUGUGUACAUGAGGCAUAUCAUUGAUAUAAUGCUGUUAAGUUUAACUACUUAAGUCUAAACAUCUUGUUUAUUUUUAUUGUUUUUUUCUAUGAAAACAGAGACAUGCAAAAAGAUUACAGCACCAGCAAUAUACUCUUGAAUGCUUGAUAUGAUUUUUGCAUUGAAAUUGUAUUUUUUCAGAUGACUCAAAUGUAAUUCUAAAAUUCCAAAAAUAGUCUUUUUUAAUUAAAAAGAAAAA
Molecule: messenger RNA, 3524 nt
Organism: Nycticebus coucang (slow loris)
Lineage: Eukaryota; Metazoa; Chordata; Mammalia; Primates; Lorisidae
Gene: TMTC4
Product: transmembrane O-mannosyltransferase targeting cadherins 4
Exons: 19
Coding region: 948-3254 (768 amino acids)
Biological process (GO): protein O-linked glycosylation via mannose; endoplasmic reticulum unfolded protein response
Cellular component (GO): endoplasmic reticulum
Molecular function (GO): mannosyltransferase activity; protein binding
Source: RefSeq, a predicted model, not a curated record